Molecule: messenger RNA, 1098 nt
Organism: Limanda limanda (common dab)
Lineage: Eukaryota; Metazoa; Chordata; Actinopteri; Pleuronectiformes; Pleuronectidae
Product: RNA binding protein fox-1 homolog 3-like
Exons: 12
Coding region: 118-1098 (326 amino acids)
Biological process (GO): nervous system development; regulation of alternative mRNA splicing, via spliceosome
Cellular component (GO): cytoplasm; nucleus
Molecular function (GO): mRNA binding
Source: RefSeq, a predicted model, not a curated record
AUUGCUGUCUUCGGGAACGUGGUAUACGGCGGCCUGCUGAACGAUCACCUCUGGCAUUUGGGAGUGCCCCUCUUUACAAGACUGGGUAACCAAGAGGCCUCCAACCCACCAGAAGCGAUGGCCCAGCCGUACACCCCCGCCCAGUACCCACCCCCCCCACAGAAUGGAAUCCCCGCCGAAUUUGCGGCGCCACACCCGCUUCCGACACAGGACUACACCGGGCAGAGCCGGGUUCCUGAGCACGCCAUGACCCUCUACACCCCCACACAGACGCACAGCGAGCCGGCCGGCACUGACAACAGCACGCCCGCCAUCACCGCCACCACGACCGCACCGACAGAUGAUGUGACGCAAACAGAGGGCUCUCAGCAGCUCCAGCUCCAGCACUCAGACUCUUCAGAGAAGCAGCAGCCCAAACGGUUACAUGUCUCCAACAUUCCCUUCCGCUUCCGGGACCCUGACCUAAGGCAAAUGUUUGGGCAAUUUGGAAAGAUUUUAGAUGUGGAGAUUAUCUUUAAUGAGCGAGGAUCCAAGGGCUUUGGGUUUGUAACUUUCGAAACAAGCACAGAUGCUGAUCGUGCACGGGAGAAACUAAACGGUACAAUCGUAGAGGGACGCAAAAUUGAGGUGAACAAUGCAACAGCACGAGUGAUGACAAACAAAAAAGUGGCCAACCCUUACACGAACGGCUGGAAGCUGAAUCCAGUGGUCGGAGCUGUCUAUGGUCCUGAACUGUAUGCUGUAACAGGGUUUCCCUACCCUGCCACAGGCGCUACGGUGGCCUAUAGGGGUGCCCACUUGCGAGGUCGGGGGCGGGCUGUGUACAACACAUUCCGCACAGCUCCGCCUCCACCACCCAUCCCAGCUUACGGAGCGGUGGUGUACCAAGAUGGCUUCUAUGGUGCAGAGAUCUAUGGUGGCUAUGCAGCAUACAGAUUUGCCCAGCCCGCCACCACCGCUGCUUACAGUGACAGCUAUGGCAGAGUCUAUGCAACAGCAGACCCCUACCACCACACGAUUGGCCCUGCUGCCACAUACAGUGUGGGGACUAUGGCUAGCCUAUACAGAGGAGGGUACAGUCGCUUCACUCCCUACUAA